This is a messenger RNA of Monascus purpureus, 2318 nucleotides long. The record is from the annotation of a GenBank genome assembly. NCBI's taxonomy places the organism in Eukaryota, Fungi, Ascomycota, Eurotiomycetes, Eurotiales, Aspergillaceae.
GGAAGUAUGCAGUGACAGUUCUUCUCUUAAUCUGCUCGUUGGCGUCUUCGGCUAAACCGGCAGAAUUAUAUUAUUAAGUCGACUCGAUAAGCACAAGCACGGUGCUCGCGUGUUCUAUGCCCUUUUAAAAUGUCACCCUGAUAAUAUUUAAGGACCAUUUUAUCGCCGUUGUCGUCAUGGCCUAGCUUUCUCUCUACGCACUUACCCAAGGUCCAGAUUGAAUCUCGGAAAAUACCUAUAAUAAGGCUAAGACCUUCACAUUGAGGAACUCCAGCUUACCGGUGCCUAAGCUGCUUGUGCGCCCUUUUUUUUUUUUCCAGCCUCGCCAUUCGUCGUUGAUGGGAUCAAGUUCUACCCCUCGUGGACAGCAUCCAGCAGGAGAUCAUAGUAUCGAUAAUGUAGUCCUCCGCCAAGACGCAGAUGAGACUUCAAUCCAGGAAGGGGCCGACCGCCAUCACUUCAGCUCUAUUAUCGAGCUUGGCGGUGAUGCCCCUUCUAUCGAUAGCAAAGAUUCCGAUAUUAUGACGGUUAUCUACCAUGGCAAUUCGGAAGAACAAGUUAACGGCCAUCGACGAUUCCCUUCUGUCAGUGAAGACGGUGACAAUGGUGACGACGAUGACAAGUCGGAACAAGGAGAUGGCGGAUCCUCUUCAGAUGAGAAGCCGGUAACCUGGAGUUCACUGCCCAAAAAGGGCCAGCUCGCUAUCCUGACAUGCGCUCGUCUAUCAGAGCCUCUUGCCCAGACAUCUUUGCAGGCGUACAUAUUUUAUCAGCUGAAAUCCUUUGAUCCGUCUCUGCCUGACUCGACUAUUUCCUCCCAAGCAGGUAUCCUGCAGGGUAGCUUCACAGCGGCACAGUUUCUAACUGCCGUCUGGUGGGGGCGACUGGCGGAUGCGGAAUGGAUGGGGAGGAAGAAAGUUCUGCUCAUCGGGUUGCUGGGAACAUGCAUCUCGUGUUUAGGCUUUGGGUUUUCCAGGUCGUUUGUGUCAGCGGCUGUGUUUCGGACUUUGGGCGGAGCGCUGAAUAGCAAUGUUGGGGUAAUGAGGACUAUGAUUGCGGAGAUUAUCGAGGAGAAGAAGUACCAAUCUCGAGCUUUCCUAUUGCUGCCGAUGUGCUUCAACAUUGGAGUUAUCAUCGGCCCCAUCUUAGGAGGUGUCUUGGCCGACCCUGUGAAUAGCUAUCCUCAUAUAUUCGGACCGGGUUCAUGGCUCGGAGGCAAGGAUGGCGUACAAUGGAUGCAGCAUUGGCCCUACGCAUUGCCCAAUGUCCUGAGUGGAGUAUACAUAUUCAUCUCCUGGAUGGCUUUGUUCCUUGGACUCGAGGAGACUCAUCAUCUUGCACGAUACCGAAGUGAUUGGGGGCGGGAGCUUGGGGAAACACUAGCACGCUUUUUCACACCGCGACGACUUAGGCAUUAUCGCCCUCUAACCGACAUCCCUGACGAUGCUUCAGUAGAUCUUGAACGGAGUGUAGCUCCAAGUUCAACUCAGUCCGGUGUCACUCGUCCUCCCGGUUCGAAACGCCCUGGUUUCCGACAGAUCUGGACUUCGAAUAUCCUCCUGACCCUCCUGGCUCACUUCCUCCUUGCUUUCCACACCAGCGCUUUCAAUGCUAUGAUAUUUGUCUUUCUGCCGACACCAAGAGCCCCCGAAGGCUCCCGACACGGCUUCUUCCACUUCAGCGGUGGCCUUGGUUUACCCUCUGCUCGAGUUGGUCUUGCGACGGCCGUAAUCGGCUUUAUUGGUCUACCAUUACAGAUUUUCCUCUACCCACGCAUUCAAUCGCGCCUUGGGACCCUGAAGUCAUUUCGAACUUUCCUUCCAUUCUCUCCAAUGGCGUAUGUUCUGAUGCCGUUUCUCGUGCUUAUUCCGAACCUACCCUGGCUGGUAUGGCCUGUAUUUACUGCGGUUAUCGGGUUGCAGGUUGUAUCCAGGACAUUUUCACUCCCCGCGGCUAUCAUUCUCGUUAAUAACUGUGUUACGGAUCCGUCGAUCCUGGGUACUGUCCACGGAGUAGCGCAGAGUAUCUCGAGCGCGGCACGUACCCUGGGACCGUUUGUAGGAGGAUGGGGCCUUGGGAUGGGACUACGCUACAAUAUGGUUGGUGGCGUGUGGUGGGUAAUGGCCGUAGAGGCUUUACUAGGCUGGUGUCUAUUGUGGGCAAUAUAUGAAGGAAAGGGCAUUGAAAAGAAAAAGGACGAGGAGGAAGAGGGUGGGGGUGGCCGGUAAUCUUUUUUGAUGGAGAUACGCAUUGGACUGCCAUUUACAUUCAGAUGAUAUACGUGAGAUGAUGUACGAUCUACGAUCCGAAAUUUGACU